AGACAGCGGCUGGGUGGACGCACGGAACCUGUGCGAUUGUUUCUGACCGUCGCACACGCGUAUGCUUAUGCAGAGAGACAAUAACACGAACGAACGCAACCGGACAGGUUUUUGUUCUUCCUCGAGGCAGAGAGAACAUUUUUUAUUUUCUUCUUUCUUCUCAUCCCUGAUGUGAGAGCCGGUCGCCGUUCUCUCCCUCACUCCACUCUCCCCUCCCCCCACGGACUCCAGCGCACGAUGCAAAGCCGUUGGACCGUGGCGAAGGCGGUGAACAGCGCAGCGACGACGCGUCUCUCCUCUACCACCGCCCCCUCCUCCUCCUCCACAGAGCCCACCGCUGCAUCGUUAGAGAACUCUGAACCCAGCCCAAAGCCGCCGUCGCCAUCGCCAUCCCCACCCCUCCCGCCGUCUGCGUCAACAGGUCGAUCGCAGACGGACCGCUCUCCUUUCCAAUUCCGUGCCGGCAUCCGCGCGCAGGCCGCGCGUGAGGUACUGGAUGUGGCGCACAGCACCCCGACCUCCCUCACUCAUCCACACCCCUCAACAGUCACCGCAUAUCCAUUAGAGCCAAGUGGCAAACGAAAAAAGCGCUGCGCAGCAGAUCUCUCUGCCUGCUCUUCUCCUUCCUCUCCGCCUUGUUGCAGCGCUGCCGCACCGGUGGGUGUGGUCAGCGAAGAUGCAGUCGGCAGCCCAGCAUCUAAUGGACGACUUUCGCGCCACUGCGCUCGCACGCGUGCACCGCAGCACAGCGGAGAGACGCGGGAGUCCGUUACGGGUGCGAUAGGCCAAAUUGAUGUCGUGGCAGCCGACGACAACGAUGACGGCUCAUCUCGUCCGCGAUGGGUCGCCGACAUUCCUUUUAUAGGAGAGGCGUGUGAGCAGUUAGCGCGCACUGCCGUUCGAUUGGUGCCGCCCGGUGGUCACCUGUCAAAC
Molecule: messenger RNA, 933 nt
Organism: Leptomonas pyrrhocoris
Lineage: Eukaryota; Euglenozoa; Kinetoplastea; Trypanosomatida; Trypanosomatidae
Exons: 1
Source: RefSeq, a predicted model, not a curated record